GCGCAUUAAGGACAGGUUUGUCGGCAAGGUGGGUCAGGUGAUAUCGGAGGACGAUGGCGGCGGCGGCGGCGGCCUGGCUGCUGGCUCUCGCCCUGGGGUCGGCGCUGGGCGGCGGGCGAGGCACCGACCAGGUCCCGGUGCUGGCCUGGUCCACGGAGGGCUCCCUGUGGCGCUCCCGGCCAGCUCCAAACGGAGGCCACAUCGUCUCCCAGCAGCAGCUGGCCUCGUACCUGGAUCCGGCCCUGGCGAAAGGCCCCAAGACUGUCAUCUUGUUCCUUCAGGACAAGCUCAGCGUCGAUGAUUUCACCGUAUACGGAGGGGUCUACGGGAACAAGCAGGAGAGUGCCUUCCCCAACCUUCAGGCGGCCCUGGAGUCCUCGCCCUCCUCCCUGGUCCUGCCCUCGGUUGACUGGCACGCCACCAGCUCUCUGCUGCUCUCCCUCCAGUCCAGUGUUGGGACCAGUCCGCUCUACGUGGACCCACUGACCAUACCGCGAUCUCCGGCUCAACGCCAGCGUCCCUCGCUGCUGGCCGUCCGCCUGCCCUACAGCUCCGGCUCCAUUCUGAUACGUCCGAAGGAAGCUCUCACUGCCAACGACAACAUCCUGGGCAAGGUGCUGGAUGUCCUGAAGGAAGAUGGGGUCCCGUUCACUGCCGUCCUCACUGCUGCCAGACCGUCUCGGGUGGUGCGGGAGGUGUCGGCCCCCCCGGUGGGUCCCGGCCGCCAGCUGCUGGCAGCGGAGGAUGAGCGGGAGGGCCCCCACCCCCCGCUGGCCUUCAACGUGAGUGGCUCGCCCUGCAUCCUGCUGUGGGCCUCCCGCCUGGUGCUGGGGAGGGGGCCGUCCGAGGCUGACCUCACCAACCGAACCUUCGGGCCCUCCGCCUCCGUCUCCCUACACAGCUCGGCCUGCGCCAACCACUCCGCCGACCUCGUCCUGGAAUACAGCAAUGUGGAGAAACUGGGCACUGUGAAGAUCGUAUUUAAGAUGAGCAACCAGUCGUACAGGGUGUCGGCCCAGCCCUGGUUCACCCUGGACCAGGUGGAGGUCACCUCCGACAAGGAUGUCAUCGCCUUCAAUGUCAGUGACGUGUACGCACCGGCCGCCUACUCCUACCGCUGCAGCUCUGUGUCCAACGAUCCGCGGGCCGGCUCUGUCCUCCGCUCCUCCACCUCCUCCUCCCAGACAUGGAAGCUCUACCUCCAGGACUUCCAGAUCCAGGCCUUCGGCGUGAAGGGCAUGAGGUUCUCAUAUGCCAGCGACUGCUCCGGCUUCUUCACCCCGGCCAUCUGGAUGGGUCUCAUCACCAGCCUGCUGAUGGUCUUCAUCCUGACCUAUGGCCUGCACAUGGUGACCAGCCUGAAGACCAUGGACCGCUUCGAUGACCCCAAAGGCCCCUCCAUCUCCGUGCCCCAGACUGAGUGAUCGGCUCCCACACCCCCAGGAUCAAGUCUGUGUGUCCAACCUAUCCCACUGACCCCCACCCUUUCCCAUCAAAAUUUCCUUGCUGCUGAUCCGGAGGAAGGAUGAAUCCUGUUGAUUUAUUCGGGGGAAAACGAACUAUCUCCCCUCCACCUGUCGUGAUCCGCUGGGGGCCACAGUGUUGGAAUGACACUCUGGAUAUCCUUGGGAUGGGACGUGGGGCUGGUGGGAGAUGGUGGGGGGAGGGGGGGGUCUCUCUCCCCAUUCAGUGCUGUUAUCCUCUGCUGCCUUGCGACGUCCCAGUGAUCCCCCCCUCAAAACGCACUGGAUGCUAAUUCUAUUUAACUGUGGUAUUAUUUAAUGGGUGUGUAUAGUUCUUUUGGUUAAACACAUGUUUUAGCAGCCCCCUCCCUAGUCGAUGGGCCAGAGACACACAGUUACUGCGGAAGGAGGUGUGGGUCUGUGGUGUGCUGGACAGUCUGCACUGCCUCCCCCCUGAGCUGUUCUGUGCAGUGGGACUGUCUGAUCCGGCAAGGUUGCUUUUCUGUUCUGUGUUAAGUUGUGAUUCUGUGCUGCUUGUGAAACUUGACGUGAAUCAAUAAAAGUGAAAAGUCUCCGUCACAAUCCAA
Messenger RNA from Pristis pectinata (smalltooth sawfish), 2050 nucleotides. RefSeq names its product ATPase H+ transporting accessory protein 1a (gene atp6ap1a). The transcript is spliced from 10 exons. NCBI's taxonomy places the organism in Eukaryota, Metazoa, Chordata, Chondrichthyes, Rhinopristiformes, Pristidae. Gene Ontology annotation, cellular component: proton-transporting V-type ATPase complex. The record is from RefSeq and is a predicted model, not a curated record. The coding region runs from base 54 to 1424 and encodes 456 amino acids.